AUGGAACAGCAGCAGCAGCAGAGCUACAACAACCCGAACUUACCAGCAAAGUCACAAAAAGCCAGAGAAGGACGCGAAAACCAACGUUAUAACCCAGAAACAGGAGCAAGGAUAGUUUCUGGGUGUAUAUGUCUCAAUGAAACCAAGGACAAAAUUAUCAUGAUAUCAUCGUCGAAACAUAAGAACCGUUGGAUAGUCCCUAAAGGUGGUAACGAAUUGGACGAGUCUGAAUUGGAAACCGCAGUUAGAGAAACCUGGGAAGAAGCUGGAGUAGAAGGGAUAAUCAUAAAGAAAUUGCCAGUUGUUUUAGACUCUCGAGGUAAUCAAGCCCCAGUUAUUAAAGGUGAAUUUGAUCCUGAUAUUGCUACUCCUAAGUCUGAAUUUCAUUUUUUUGAAUUGCAAGUUGAUCAAUUGAGUACUACUUGGCCUGAGAUGAAGAAAAGACAAAGAAGAUGGUGUACUUAUUCCGAGGCAAAACAUGAGUUGUUAAAACUGAAAAGACCAGAACUAGUUGAUGCAUUGAACAUGUCAUCUAUUAUAAAGGACACGAUCGACAACAAGAAUCCUAAAGAAGACAAGUAUUAA
This is a messenger RNA of Candida dubliniensis CD36, 585 nucleotides long. RefSeq names its product polyphosphatase. Gene Ontology annotation, molecular function: bis(5'-adenosyl)-hexaphosphatase activity; diphosphoinositol-polyphosphate diphosphatase activity; bis(5'-adenosyl)-pentaphosphatase activity. NCBI's taxonomy places the organism in Eukaryota, Fungi, Ascomycota, Pichiomycetes, Serinales, Debaryomycetaceae. Gene Ontology annotation, cellular component: nucleus; cytoplasm. The record is from RefSeq and is a predicted model, not a curated record. The transcript has a single exon. Gene Ontology annotation, biological process: diadenosine pentaphosphate catabolic process; diphosphoinositol polyphosphate metabolic process; diadenosine hexaphosphate catabolic process. The coding region runs from base 1 to 585 and encodes 194 amino acids.